AUGGGGCUCCCUGACUUAUGGGGUCCCCACUGGACAGGGGUUCUGCUCUCAGCCUCGCUCUUGACUGUGUGGAGUCCGCCGGCCGUAGCCCAGCACAACCUCGACGUGCUUAACACCACCCAAAAAUCCCUGUCCAAACCCAUCAUUUCAAUCAGCCAAGUCAGUGCCAUAGAGCACAAAGCAAAAAUAAACAUCUACUGUGACACCAACGACGUCGACAUCAACAUCCACUGGCUCUUCAACAAUGUCCCCCUUGAGCUCCAGGAGCGGAUGCAUCUGUCCAUGGCUGACAAGAUGCUCACCAUCCUCACAGUCUACCGAGAGGACUCUGGGACUUACCAGUGUGAAGUCUGGAGCCCCCUUCAGAUUCAGCGCAGCGAUACCGUAAUGUUGACCGUGAACUACGGUCCUGACCCUGUUGAAAUCAAGUUGGAUUCUGGCGUACUCAACGGGGAGUGGGUGGAGGUGAUGGAAGGCUCUGAUGUAAACUUCCAGGUGGAAACACAGUCUGACCCACCCCCUGAGUAUUCCUGGUUGUUUCCCAACAACUCCGUCCUGUCUUCCACCAAAAAUACACUGACCAUCCGUGCUGUGUCCAGGGAACACGAGGGCACAUACAAGUGCUUGGUGUCCAACUUCGCCACCCAUCUGUCCCGCCUGGGUGUUGUUAACCUUUGGGUCCUUGAAAAGCUGACCAAGCCUCACAUCAGACCUCCAAGCCUGGAUCCGGUGGAGAAUGACAGCCUCGUGAAUCUGACCUGUCAGAGCAUCCACAAGAGAGUUAGUAUCUUGUGGUUUCUGAGCGGGCAACCCCUCCUCCCCAGUGAGCAUCUGAUGCUGUCUCAGGACAACAGGACACUGCUCAUCCACAGCAUCAGGCGGAACGACACAGGGCCCUAUGAAUGUGAGGUGCGGCAUUGGGGCAGCCGGGCACGGAGCGACCCCCUCAAGCUGCCCAUCAGCUAUGGUCCUGACCAAGUGAACAUCAUCUGGAGUGGACAUCACCAGGAGGUCAUCGAGGCGUCACUUAACUCCAAGGUGACACUGUGGUGUCAGGCCGAGUCCAUGCCGGGCGCCCAGUAUCGCUGGACCUAUCAGCAUUUCACCUGGGAGUCUGUUGGGGGGAACCUGACCAUCGAGACUCUCACUUGGGAAGAGCAGGGACUCUACACCUGCACGCCCUUCAACCCAGUGACCCAACUGACCCGCUCGGCCUCAGUUCUGGUCAAGGUGAAAGAUCCCCAGAGCUCCCUGUCUGCAGGGGUCAUCGCGGGCAUUGUUAUUGGGAUCCUAACCGUACUUGCACUGGCUGCAGGGCUGGGCUGUUUCCUCUUCAAGAGAAGCUCCAAGUCCUCAUCCUACCUGGAGGAGAGCAUGGAAGAGCCCCUGAAGGCCUGUGUGCAGAUCACAGCUUGA
Molecule: messenger RNA, 1416 nt
Organism: Chrysochloris asiatica (Cape golden mole)
Lineage: Eukaryota; Metazoa; Chordata; Mammalia; Afrosoricida; Chrysochloridae
Gene: CEACAM20
Product: carcinoembryonic antigen-related cell adhesion molecule 20
Exons: 9
Coding region: 1-1416 (471 amino acids)
Biological process (GO): heterophilic cell-cell adhesion
Cellular component (GO): cell surface
Source: RefSeq, a predicted model, not a curated record